Molecule: messenger RNA, 309 nt
Organism: Gongylonema pulchrum
Lineage: Eukaryota; Metazoa; Nematoda; Chromadorea; Rhabditida; Gongylonematidae
Source: the annotation of a GenBank genome assembly
AUGGCUGCAUCGGACGGGCGCCUUGUAUCGAGUUCAAUGCUGGCCUGGCUAGAUGCUUUGGAAAAAGAUUUUGAUAAGGCUUUUGUUGGCUUGGACCUACUAUUGGGCGAAAUUGACUCCGACCAGGCCGACAUAAUGUUUGAAAGCCGUCAGAAGAUGACUUCGCUUAGUGGUGCGUUUGCUCAAUUGGUGCAUAAGGCACAAACGAUCUUCCAGCGCAAUGUGCGCCAGGAGGUCUGUUCUCUUCUUUAUUCUGCAGAAUUAUCACAACAAGACAAACUGAGUUUUGCCCAUUCACAACUUCAGUAA